Messenger RNA from Vombatus ursinus (common wombat), 1420 nucleotides. It is a transcript of the gene RHAG, whose product is annotated as Rh associated glycoprotein. Gene Ontology annotation, molecular function: ammonium channel activity. The coding region runs from base 1 to 1314 and encodes 437 amino acids. Lineage: Eukaryota; Metazoa; Chordata; Mammalia; Diprotodontia; Vombatidae. Gene Ontology annotation, cellular component: plasma membrane. Gene Ontology annotation, biological process: ammonium transmembrane transport; ammonium homeostasis. The record is from RefSeq and is a predicted model, not a curated record. The transcript has 10 exons.
AUGCCACUGUCUUUUGAUACCAACAUGAGGUUCAAAUUCCCAUUUGUGGCUAUAUGUUUGCAGCUUUCCAUGAUCAUUUUAUUUGGACUUUUUGUUGGCUAUGAAAAUAAGUGGCAAUAUGUCCAGAAGAAUAACAGCUCCAGUAAGCCUGACAGAUUCCUUGAGCUAUAUCCUUUGUUCCAGAACAUCCACGUGAUGACCUUCCUGGGGUUUGGCUUCCUCAUGACCUUCUUGAAGAAAUAUGGCUUCAGUAGUGUGGGCAUCAACCUGCUGAUUGCUGCGCUGGGUCUGCAGUGGGGCACCCUCAUACGGGGGAUAUUACAUCACCGCCAGAAAUUUUACAUUGGCAUCAAAAACAUGAUAAAUGCAGACUUCAGUACAGCCACAGUUUUGAUUUCCUUUGGAGCUGUCCUAGGGAAAAUAAGCCCAGUCCAGAUGCUAAUCAUGACAACCUUAGAAAUCCCUGUCUUUGCAGCCAAUGAAUAUCUUGUUGGUGAGAUACUGAAGGCUACUGAUAUUGGGGCAUCAAUGACCAUUCAUGCCUUUGGAGCUUAUUUUGGCUUAGCAGUAGCAGGUGUCUUAUAUCGACCAGGUCUCAGGAGAAGAAGGCAUGACAAUGAGAAGUCUGUGUACCACUCAGAUUUGUUUGCUAUGAUUGGCACACUCUUCCUUUGGAUGUUCUGGCCCAGUUUUAACUCUGCAGUUGCUGAUACCGGAGACCACCAGUACAGGGCUAUAGUGAACACAUAUUUCUCACUAGCUGCUUGUGUGCUCACUGCCUUUGCAUUCUCCAGCCUUGUGGAGCAACGUGGAAAACUUGAUAUGGUUCAUAUUCAAAAUGCAACCCUUGCAGGAGGAGUAGCUGUGGGCACCUGUGCAGACAUGGCAAUCCAGCCCUAUGGUGCUAUGGUAAUCGGUAGCAUUGCUGGGAUUGUCUCUGUCCUUGGGUUCAAAUUUCUGACACCAAUUUUUGCUAUCAAACUGAGGAUUCAUGAUACAUGUGGUAUUCAUAACUUGCAUGGCUUACCUGCAGUGGUUGGAAGUAUUGCAAGCAUUGUGGCAGUAGCCUUGGGAGUCGCUGAUAAGACCACUAUGGCCAAGCAGGCAGCUGCCCUGGGUACUUCCCUAGGAAUGGCAAUUGUUGGAGGACUAUUAACUGGUUUAAUUCUAAAGAUACCCAUAUGGGGACAGCCACCUGACCAAAAUUGCUAUGAUGAUUCUGUUUACUGGGAGGUUCCUGAAGUGGAGAGACAUAACUAUUAUUUCUUUGAAAAUGGUGACCACAGCCAGCUGCAGCCAGAGGCCGAAAAAUAGUUCCAUAUUCUGUUCUCACCUAAUUUUCUCCCACAAUACUCUUUUUUUUAAAAAAAAAAAAAGAGCACUAUGCAAAUAAUAUCUCAAAUUUUGAACACAGACAAUA